Solenopsis invicta (red fire ant) is the source of this 10606-nucleotide messenger RNA. RefSeq names its product protein tramtrack, beta isoform (gene ttk). The transcript is spliced from 5 exons. The record is from RefSeq and is a predicted model, not a curated record. Gene Ontology annotation, cellular component: nucleus. The coding region runs from base 716 to 2323 and encodes 535 amino acids. Gene Ontology annotation, molecular function: protein binding. Gene Ontology annotation, biological process: regulation of transcription by RNA polymerase II. NCBI's taxonomy places the organism in Eukaryota, Metazoa, Arthropoda, Insecta, Hymenoptera, Formicidae.
CCGCUGCUGCUGGCCUGCGUCUCUCGCGGUGCGGUGCGGUGUACGACGACGACGGUGAAGGGUACUGCGAGUUGAAGACACGUCCGUGGCUGGCUGGCUGGUUGGCUAGGCGGGCGUAGGCGAGGUUCCGUGACGGCCGUUCGGUGGCGCAGCAGAAAUUCCCCGGCACGGCUCGCGCGGGUUGGUCGACGCGGCGUGGUGUGCGUGCGUGCGCCUUCCGUCUCCCUCCCGUGUGUGUUUAUAUGUGUGUGUGCGUCGCUCGCGCGGCGUAUACGUGUGUAUGUACGCUCGGCCGCGCGCGUACGUAUCUGCCCCGAGAGAGUCCGUCCGCGCCUCGACUUGCUGACAUGGCGUCCUAGUGCUGCACACGGGCCAAGUUGUGCACGUCCUUACGCGCGCGCGCCACGGAAAGCGGAUCGUCGCGCCUCCUCUUUUUCACCCCGUGUCGUCGUCGUCGUCGUCGUCGCCAUCCUCGUCUUCAACAGCGAGGAUGCCAAGAUCACGAGUAAGACGGGCACGAUAAUUCUUGGCCGAUGAGGAGCAGAGCAGCGCGAGGGCGAGUAGUAGAAGGAGCAGCAGUACGAGCAAGAGCGAGUGGCUUCAUCGUCGUAGAAGGUGGUGGCGGUGUGGAGAAACAGAAGAAGGAACGAGGACGAAGUGGCGGCGGCAGCAGUGGCAACGGCGGCAAAGCGGCGACAAACAGCCAGGUCCCCCCAUGUUAGCGGACAUCAACGGCAACCUGGCGGAUCUGAGAAGCGAAGCGAUGGCGUCGCAGAGAUUUUGUCUGCGUUGGAACAACCACCAGAGCAAUUUGCUCUCCGUCUUCGACCAGCUGUUGCACGACGAGUCGUUCGUCGAUGUUACGCUGGCCGUUGAGGGCCAGCUACUCAGGGCCCAUAAGAUGGUGCUGUCGGCGUGUAGCCCCUACUUUCAGGCCCUGUUCGUUGGACACCCCGACAAGCACCCGAUAGUCAUUCUCAAGGAUGUUCCAUAUGUGGAUAUGCGCAGCCUCUUGGAUUUCAUGUACCGCGGUGAAGUGAGCGUCGAUCAAGAUCGACUGACCGCUUUCCUGCGGGUCGCCGAAUCCCUGAGGAUAAAGGGCCUGACUGAGGUGAACGAGGACAAGUGCGAUUUGCCAAGCAUCACGUCCUCUCUGUUGGGCGGCAGCCAGAACGCGGUGGCACCACCGCCUCCCAGUCUCCAUCGGAUCAACCAAAUCGGUCCGCAUCAUCAUCAUCAUGUCGCGCAGAAGAGGUUCCAUCAAAUGUCCAGCCAUCCGUUGCUUGGUUCGGCGCUCACGGCGCCCAAGAGAAAACGUGGUAGACCUAGGAAGUUGAGCGGUUCGUCGGACACGCCAAUCGGCGAAGUUAGCGGUCAGGACUUGCAGUCCUGCUCUGGCGCUGAUCUAGUCCAGGGCUCGCCCGAGAUGAUGGAAAUGAAGAUGGGACUGGACUUUCAGAGCGAGGUUAGCGGCAACGGCAACGUGAGAAGCGCCGGUGCCUCUUCCAACAAUAACGUUGGCGCCAAUUCUGCGACGUCCGCCAAUAAUCCCACCGCCACGGCCUCUUCGGGGUCGUCGUCGUCGAGGAGAGACGAGCCUACGGAGAACGGUACCGAUACACCGGAGCCGCCAGUCACGCGGGUCAAACGAGAACCGGAACCGACGCCCAGCACCUCGGCGCAAGCCUCAGAUGAGACAUUCGCGCGGCCGCACAGUAGGCAAGGGAGUGAGGGUUUCAAGCAAGAAUUGGAGGAGACGUCGAGCGGCGGUGGUGAUAGCGGCGAGACGUCGACUCAUAUCCGCAUCAACUUCGAGCGAUGCUUUCGCAAGGAGUUCAGCACGUCGACGCUGCAGGGUAAGGCCGCGUCGACCGCCGUCGCGAUGGGCGACGAUCAGCAGCAACAGUCGGACACCGAGAUGGAAACGAAGGCGAUGUCGAAGGACAGCAUAAGCAGUGCCAUAUUUAGCGCGAUGGCCAGCGAGGCGGAGAUCAGUCAGAGCGACUUCGAGGGCUCGUUUAAGGCCGAGAACGAGCGCACGGAGGGCUCGGUGCGGGACUUCUGCGUGAAGGAGGGCGACGUUUAUCGGUGCACCGUGUGCCAUCGCACCUACACACACAUCAGCAACUUCUGCCGGCACUACGUCACCUCGCACAAGCCUAACGUCAAGUACUACCCCUGCCCGGUCUGCUACAAAGAAUUCACCAGGAAGGACAACAUGGUCGCCCACGUCAAGAUCAUACAUAGUCUUAAGCCGCACAUGAGUCUCAGCACCAAUAGUGGCAACAGCAAUAAUAGCAGCAGUAUGGGUCAGCAGCGGUAGACCAUCGCUGGCUGGACGCCCUCUCGUCCUGCCUCCUCUCUCGGACCGCGUUUCUUGUACCUCGCGCAUCAUUCCAUGAUGCCGGAAAUGUUGUAAAUCUAUGUAUACGUGAUAUAUGAUAUCAGAUAGAUUUUCAAGAGUACGUGACACCAAGAUUUUCUACGUUACCGAGAAACUUUGAUACCGGUGAUUAACGGAUAGAAAGGACGAAGGUCUUAGAAUUGAUGGUGUCAUUAAUUAUGGUAUCAAGGAAUUAUAGGUAGGAAAAAAAUGCCUGAUUCAUGACGGAUGAAUGUCACAGGCAGGUUUCGCGGGCCUGAUGCGUUUGCUAACGAGAGACAGUCGAGGAACGUGAAGAUGAGGGAGGAGGAAGGAGUUAGAGGAGCCCGAGAAAAACACGAGAGGGGGCCAGUAAACGCCUCGAACGAAGUCAGUGCGCUCCUACGGCGGAGCGGAAGGACGGUGGUAGAUAGAUAGACACGAGUAAGCGAGUAAACAAGUAGGUAGGCAAGUGGCUGAUCUUAUGGAAAUGGCUGUAUUGAAACGGCCAGGAAGUGGGGGUGGGUACGCGGAGAACAGGUGGGUGUGCAAGAUUCAAAGCUAUGAACGUCAUCGUCGCACACGAUUCUUAAUUUUCGCGCGAGCGUUCUCUAGUAUUUCCGGUGUAUGCGAAUUAAUCAUUUGGCCGUGUUUAAACGUCUCGAAUUUGUAGGCUGAACAUCUUGCGAAAAGUACGCGUUUCGCCGUUCGGAUGUUACGCGACGUGCAUGUUGCAUGAGGCUAGCUCAGUAUCUUGAUACCAAAUCUAUGCCUUGGAAGAAGAGUCGUAUAUUCAGAUAUCAAACACACCUUGCAGUACUUUUCUACUUCUAAGUCGCAGAAUUUUUUUUUUUAAGAAACACUUAAGAGACACGCGAAAUCGCUCAAAUGAUUAAUGAAGCUGAUCUGUCGGGUUGCAUCGACGUUGCGUAAUCCGCGAUCGCAAAGCGCGGGUCUGACCAAGUCCAGUACACAUUAUGACGAAUCAAGCAAUUACUAAAAUAACCUCUAUGCGAUACUUGAAUGUAUCAGCGUACCGUCGAAUCUUCGACGGUGCUCUUUAGUGCCCUGUUAGCAAAACGAAGAUCCCGGGCAGCUUUCACUGCAUGCAACUCGAGCGAUCGCUGCCCUGAAUUUUAUCCAUAUUCCUGGCCCUGGUUCUGAUCCUGAUCCUAGUGUUAGUCCUAGUUAUCUUUAUCAAUCUCCGUGCCUUCGAGGAUCCACAAUGCGCACGCUUCGGCAUUUACGCAACGUCCAUCUUCUUGCGAAAGAUCGAGCUUCAACAGUGCCGGAAACUUCAGGAACGAUUCGCGCGCGCGUAACAAGCAACGGGCAUUAAAGUUACAAAAUGAACGAGCUUUACCGCGUUUGCCCCGAAGAAAAGGGGCGAGGCGGAUGUAAAAACGGGAGACGGAAGAACGUAGAGGCUUUUGUAUCGCAUCGUAAACAAAGAGUUUAUAUAAAUCUGAUGCGUUGUCUCAACGCGGUUCAGCGUCGUACAAAGGAUGAUCAGUUAUAAGAAAAUAAACCGGUUGUUGCGUAGCAAAGCGGGGGGGGGGGCAUCGUGUAAAUCCAAAUCAACGCAGAGAGAAAGAAAGAGUAUAUUUACUAUUGCCUGACUAUAUUACGUUGCAGAAAGAAUCAAACAUGCCAGCUGACGCAGCUCGGCAAUACAUUUCUAUGAGGUGCGCGCGCGUGUUUUACGCAUAUCUUUUAUUCGUGUUCUUUAAACACGGACUUCACGCCUGGUAAAAAAAAAAGAAAGAAGAAACCGCAACUUUCAAUAUUUACAAAUAGAGUAUCUCGAAGUUAUCUUUUAAAGAAGACUCACUCGAGGUGAUUACGCUACGUAUAGCAAUAAAGAAGCUGAGCUCUUGCAGGUCGAAAUAGGAUGUUAAAAACACACCAAUUAUAUAUAGUAAUUUGUUAUGUAAUUAUUGAAUUAUUGAAACUUAAUUCAACUUGUAGGAGACUUGUCAUACUUUUGUCUUUAUAAUAGAAGAGGGCGUUAGUAAGACGGUGAACCAGGGUGAAACGUGCGCGCGCACGCGCGAUAUAAAUAAUAAGGAAACUAUGUAGACUGAGUAAAUGCAAUAUAUAUAUGUAUCGAUGACCGUUCGCCAUGUUGUUGUUGAGCCGUUUCGAUCGCGGAAAAGCCGCGAUGGCGGUAUUUUUUUUUUUUCUUGUUUAGGGGGGAGCGGCGAUAAAAUGGGGCGGAGGGACGGAACAGGGGAAGCGCGCAAUCUCGCGAAAGACUGCAGAGGGACGGUUUUAACGACACCAAAUACAAGAUAGUACUGACAUUGGAUAGACUGAAGGCACCUUAGUAAUAACUUAACGCCGCCGCCAUGCCGGACCGUCCUGUCCUGUUCGGCUGAGUCCAUUUCCGGAUGUCGGCGUGAACAUCCGGGACGCUAAGUGGAAAAUCUGGUGAACCGGGUGAUAACGCAACAACGGUUAUGUAUUCGCUCGUGAAACAUUCACAUUUAUCGCUUUGCUCGUCAUCGGAUCGUCACGCCCAUCAAAGCUAUUAUUAAUUUAUUCAUUGAACGUUUCCGUCUUUAAUAGCUUGUAUGAAUUUUAUACCGAGUACAAUAGAAGCUCCGAAUCAGCCACGUUUACUUUAUUUGAAAAAAUUUCAAGCUAACUCUACGUUUCGUCUUUAAACUACAUCCUCCGAAGUUCACCAAGUUUUUAAGCCUAGCCUCCCGAGCCUUGAAUAGUCAGUACCGAGUCCAUGUAAUUUUUACACAUAGUUAAAAAUCUAUAUAUAUAUAUAUAUAUAUACACACAUACAUAUAAAACUCUUAUCUGUUAAUUUUAUUCUUUGCGAUUUGUAGUUUUAUCUAGACAAUCGAAUGAGAGCUUUGUCAUCAACCGAGACGGGCCGCACGGUGGUACGGUAAUGGCGGUCAGAGGCUUAGUCGCGAGAAAAAAAAGCACUAAAAGUACGAGAUCGUAGCUUACUAUAUUUUGCACCUUACACUCCGUCGAGCGCCCUCCCUCCGUGAGAGGGGCGAGACGAUUUAUAUACAAAUUUUUCACUAGUUGGGCAUAGACGUUAGACGACUAGAGGCUACAUAAUAACUAUAAUUAUUAUUAUCACUACUACUAUUAAUCAGUUAUUGCAAAUAACGGAGAUCUUCGUUGUUACUUUAACGCGCGGUGGGGUUGAACGGGCCCCGGUCGACCAGUGUUGUACGUUCGUUAUUCAAGAGGUAUCUAGCGUUGCAAAGAUAUAACAAAAAAGUUGUAGUCGUAAGGGCCGGAUCGUCGUCGGGAGCAGUAACGGGUUCCGCGAUGUCACCUGGAAUAAGCGCUCUCGCUCACGUUUCGUCGAGGAAAGCCUUGUCGAGGUGUUUUAGGUUUUAAUGUUUUUCAAAUUUUUUUACAAGCUUCAAGUGAGUAAUCGACGAAUGUCGCAAAAAUUGGAAUGUCGCGUAGCAAUAAAAACGUUUUCGCGAUAUUAGAACGCUACCUCAAACACACGGAUACGGUUUGAAAGUUAGAACAUGAUCUUUUGAGGUGUUGGAGCAAAGUUAUCGAGAGCACUUGCUCCACGUUUAUUCACGGAACUCGCUAAGCUCGUGCCGCGAUCCGAGCGUACUUUUAAGCGAAUAGAGAGUUCUAUAAUACCAGUUAGGCAAAGGCAGCAAAGAUAGCGCAGUAGACAUAGGAGAACGAAAGGGACCUGUAAAAGAGACAGGGUGUUGGUUAGGUAGAUGAAACGGCGUGAGGAUUGUUACGAAAACGUUAAGAAAGAGAGAGAGAGAGAUAGCUGGUGGGCCGUGCCGUGCCGUGGAUUUUCGCGCACUCAGGUCAAUUAUCCGCAAUAUAUUUGAAACUUCGAUGGACCAAAGAGCUUCUUACCGACCCUUGUAGAUUAUUUAUCCCAAGCGAGAGAGGGACGGCAACGUCCCUGGAGAAAUCUUCCGCGAGCCUCAAAAAUGCCCAGGAUAUACUCGCGGUGCCAAUAAAAAAUGCAAAUCUUUGUCACAAUUUAUAUAUCGCGACGUUAAAUUAGAUGUUACGUAAUGUUAAAUUAGGCAAAAAUUUAUAGCAAAUUGAAGAGUGCUCAAUAUCCAAGAUAAUAAUUAACUAAUUAAUCGUGGCAAGGCAAGUUAAUUAUUGUACGUGAAUUAGGAAGGCGCAAAGUCUGCCGAGUCUACGUAUUUAAAAUAUGUUGUGCUUGUUAAAUUUAAAUAAUCUAAAAUAUUGUUAGACAUUAUGAAAUAUAAUUAUGUAAAGAUACAUGAAUGAAAACAUUAUAAAGAUUUAAGAAUUAAGAGUUUGUGUGAGCAGUCUUGUUAGAAUGUAUUUAUAAUAUUUCGAGAUUUUACACGUGUAAUCGCGAUCGAAAGUUUGGCAUCCGGUAUUCCUUGGGACGGCAGGAACUCGCGCCGUCAGGUCAAUUAUUAUCCGCAAUAUUCGAAACCUUAUUGGACCAAAGAGUGUCUAUAAACGGAUAGGAUCCCCGGGAGGACCCUUAAGGAAAAUCGCGCGAAGGGUGGGUGAAGGGGGGGGGAAAAACGGUCACGGCCUGGUUUCACGACGGGUUGUCACAAGCUCGUCCAACGUGUGUCCAGCGUGUGCGUAGGCGAAGGAUUCAGGGGGAACUGAGAUUUUCACGAAAAAACGGGGGGAAAACAAAAAAAGUGCAAAGAGGCAGCGGCUAGACAGCUUAUAUCGAUUUUUUUAGAAGGAGAGUAGGAGAGGCAGGCAAAUAAUAAUUAAAUACACUCACAUUUGAUAAUCACUGAGAGGCUAAGACUAACUCAAUUAAUUAAAGGGUGAGAAAGACGCGAAGGAUUAUCGAGAGGGAAAGGGUCACCGGGAAGAGGAAGCGCCUGCAGGUUUUCGCGACGUGAUCGACAAGUUUUUUUUUUUUUUUUUCGGAAAGCUUUCUUUUGGGACGUUGCAAUUUUCUCGAGUUCGAACGAGUUGAUUUUAACAGAUCGGAUUUAUUGUUGUUAUUGCCGUUUGUUGUUUUUUCUUUUUUUUCCUUUCUUUUGCGACGGGGAAUCUGCAGGGCCUCUUCGUCGGUGCGACUUCUGAAGGUUGCGAUUUUAUCAAUUUGUACAAUAAUAGCUUUUGAUUCACCCUAGUCGAUGUCUGCGUGAGAAGCGCGAAAAAGGGUGUGAGAACUGGAUCGCCAUGAUUUUAUUGUUCUCACAUUUUGUUAAUUUCUCUUCCGCGCUCUUUAGAAACUCUAAACGUAUACCAAAGGAUCAUGGAUUUACAUAUUUACAAUAUACACAUACACAUGGUAGCUUAUAACGAUUACAUAUACAUAUAUAUGUGUAUAUAAAAAUAUUAUUUAUCAUCGCUGAAGUUUUUCCCUUGAUGUCCCUUAUAACCCAUUAUAACAAUAGGAUGUUCGACAAAACCUUAGAAACGUCCUACAUACGUUCAGAAAAUUAUAUAUAGGUUGAAGUCGAUUUUUAGAAUAAGUUUAUAAAGUCUCUGUAGGUUUCAGAGAUUUUCUUGAGAAUCAUCACAUGUUUUUUUUUUUUUUACUUUUCACCUUUCUUUUAUACCGUCACAAAAUUUUACUCUUAUGACACGCAGGCCGGUGAGCAUAUCCCCGCAUUCGUUACAAACGUUAUCACAUCCUUUUGUGGCGAUCGGAGCAGCGGUUGCAGAAAGCACUCCGCGACAGCACGCGAUGAUUAGACGCGGAACGGCCGAUUCUCGGCCCGCUCUGAAGAUCCCUCGCCGACAUCUGAAGGCUCGUGAUCAGGAUAAAUCGCUGUUUAGGAAAGCACGGUGGAGAUGCAGCGACUGAUCUUGAGGCUCGUUGUUCAAAUUUAAAGGCGUUUAAAAGGGAGGAAAAAUUCGCUCACGUUCGUUGCCUUCUCGACGUUGUUGAACUUUUUUAGAAUUUAAGGUCGUUAGAAAGCGCUUUUAAUCGUUGCCAAUUGUAGGGAGGGGACAAUCGGGGGAGGAAAACGGGGGGGAGGGGAGCUUUUUUGCGAGGGUACAAAAAAAAAGAUAUAUACAUAUAUAUAAUAUAUACGACGUCAGGUCCCCGUAUAUUCGUACAAAAUUAGUGUUCAAAUUGUAAAAAGUGUUCAUAAGUCAAGGGUGAGGUGUCGCGUUGCGAGGGAUCGCUCGAGAUUCGCGCGAGAACGGCCGCUGUAUCUGCGACGUGUGCUACAUCGCUCGAGUUCCAUUGCCAAAAUUCCGUCUUUUCCUCGGAAUUUAUAAACGUAAGCCGUACGUGCUACUUGUAAUAAAUAAGCUCCGAGAAGACGUUCUGUGUACGAUGUUUCGGUAAUUGGAUUCCGAUCUGCGGAUUAGAUUUUGUUGAAUAUUUGUUAAAUUGUAUAUAUGUAUUUGAAAUUCUAUAGCGUCGUUAUUGUCGUUCAAAUUUUAUCGUUCAGAUUAUAUUGGAUUUUUCAUAUAUAAUUUAUUGAAUCGUGUAAAAGUUUAUCGUGCGCAAAAGGAACUUUUAUUAUAUUGUCGCGUGCCAAUCGUGCACGCAGAAGUCGAGAAGUGUGCUCCUGUGCGUUCUGCAACUGCCUGCCUUUUAUCUGCAUCUGGGGAGCGUAAGACCAUCGGUUUGGUUGCCGCGCUUUCCCUUCGACCGUAACAUUCUCACGCUCUCAUCGCGGGUGCGAUAGUCUCGCCGAUGGGGUUACACGUUCGCUUAGACCGUGUUUAAUUAACGGAUCUUGGAGAGAGACGUGGAAGAUGAGUAGGAGACAAGUGAGAGGGAGUCGUGAAAAAUUACGAUAUAGAGUAUAUAUAUCAUAAAUAUAUAUAUAUAUAUUAUAUUUAUGCGAGCGCGCGAACUCUCGCAAGGGGUGUCGCGCCGAGAUUUUUCUCGUCUCGUUUUGCGUUCGUCCCCUCGCGAAUGGGGGAGGGGGGAAGACCACCAGUCAAUACAUAUUGAUUAUUCUUGUAGAUUUCUCGCGCGACACGUUGCAGAGAUAAGCCCAUCAUCGCGAAAAAAAAGAAAGAAAGAAAGAGAGAGAGAGAGUCAGAGAAAAAGAAAGAGGAAGAUUAAUUUACGAGGCUUAAAAAGCAGACUGUACUAUCGAAUAGAUUUUAAUAUAAUAUAUAUAUUAAAUUAAAAAAUAUAUAUAUACAUACACAUCUAUAUAUAUAUUAAAGAAAAGAAUCAUAGUUUAUUAUCGCAAUUAAAUUACCCACGUACCAAUGUACACGUAUGUAGAGAACAAGAACGAAAGCGUGUGAGAAAGAGAGAGAGAGUCAAACAAAUGGUACAUAUAUAUUAUAUAUAUACAUACAUAUAUAUUAUUGCGAUUAUUAUUAUUAUUAUUAUUAUUAUUAUUAUUACGAUUAUCAUUAUUAUAUAUAUUAUAUAUAUAAACAGAAGUUAUAUCGAAUAUAUUUUAGCGCUAGUUGAUAAUACCUAUUAUAUAUAACGUCGUUGCAGUUUCGAGACGAUGCGUCAGAAAACGAGGGUAAAAAUAGAAAUAAAAGAAAAGAAACACAUGUAAAAGAGAGGUAGGGGGCGAUCGACGAUCGCGAGGAUCGUUACGAGAGCAAAAGGGAUCGUUCGACCUCCGAGAUUUUUGUAAAUGCAAUUAAAUGCGAAAACGCGCAACGCAAAUACGUUGAUUUAACAUGUGCUCUUCAUGCGGGAACCGAUGUUUUAAAUCGCGCGAGUAGUCCCCGGUUCGGUGCCUUUCUUAAGCGACAUAAAAUAACGACAAUGUUGAAAAAAAAGAAUAAAAAUAAAUAAAGGAAUGGAAAAGCGAGAGACAAAGAUUGUAGUGCGAGAAGCGAAUGACAAAAUAAAAGAAAAAAGGGAGUAAAGUAAAUUGUUAUCGCGCGCGCGUCCCUCUCCCUUCGUCGAAGGGACGGAUCGACGAUCGCAUUCUCAGUGCCAAAUAAUAAGGGAGAGAUUCGCUUUCCGUGAGGGCGAAAAUUUAAUAAGAGAAAAGGAGAAUAAGGUGAAGGAGAGAGGGGAGGGCGAAAAUUUUAUAGAAAAUUUUUCUAGAGCUGACGAGUCUUUUCUGACGCUGGGUAGACUUAGUAUAUUUUAUAUGCACUGAUUGUUCGACUAUGACUAUCAUUAAUAAAAAGAACGGUGUUCAAUAGAUUGUAAAUCGGAAGAUUUUUAAAUAUCUCGCCGAUCCACCGAAUAAUCCGUAUAAUCCACGUUAUACACGGUGUCUCGAAAGAAUAGUGGCGAUGAUAGAAACGUGAAACUUAAUUUCUGGAUGCCCGGGGAGAGUCCGCGAAAAAAAAAAAUUUGAAAUUCGUGCGUGCAGC